GCAGGGGGAGGGUAGUCAAACCUUCCAUGAUUGAAUCGUGAGCACUGGUUUGUGGUAUGAUGCUGGAAAAAUGCUGCUUGUUAUGCCUUUCAUGGCUAACAAUUUUGGUCAAGCAGAUUCCUGACUGUGCAUCGACCCUCUCCUUGAAGCGAGGCGGGCCUUUCGAUCGCUCUGCUCUCCUGAAUGAGGACUUCAUCGCUAAUCAGAGGGCUGUCAUUCUCCUUUGAUGCAAAUGAAACACAAGAGCUUGCAGAUGAGGUACUGAGCGUAAGCCAAGAAUUCAUUGCCCCAUCCAGUAUUUCGUUUCACCACCUUUCUGGCUGAGUCAGCCUACCUGAGGUUUGAACCGUGCCUUUUUUGGUGGGUUUUGUGGUUUUGUUGGUUUGGUUGGUUCGGUUUCGUUCUCUGGCCGGUUCAAUUCUCCUUCUUUACUAGCUUAAGGUGACUUGUGCAUAACCUGCACACACAGCGCCUCGACUCGUGCAAAAAAAAUCUUUCAGCUCCAGGGAGUGGGGAAGACCAUGGUCCCGGUCUUACACGCUGUCACCCGCCCAGCUUCGCGCCUCGGACGAUGGCUCUUUCGUGGGAUGCGGUUAGAGAGCACGGCUGGCUCCAUUCGUUCAGUACUGGGGCAAACCAGCAUCGAAAAGAGAGCGACAUCGCUGUCCCCCUUCAGUACUAGUACCUCUCAGAUCGAUCCUUUCGUCGCAGUGUGGAAAACAGACCGACCACCGACCCUCCGCGCGCGCUGCUUUCGCGUUGUUUCGCCGUGCAGCGGCUGAAGCAGUCGGUGGAAGCUGUCGAUGGAAGGUUGGUCAAAGCGGUCGGGAUCCUGUUGUGUGGCUGAUAGCACUGUCUGAAGACAACAAAACAUGCCAGAAUCGGCCUGAGGAUCAAUUUUGUCAUGGUCCUGAUGGUGGGCAUCUUGGCUUCUUUCCAUGCAUACUCGGUCUUUCCCAUUGCCGAGAAUAGUGGCAGCUUCGCCAACGUCUUGAACGGCUUUCUGAAGAUUUUCCGCUUGGAACUCCUGGGCGACUUCGAAUUAGCUGAGCUUGAAGGCUUGGAUGAGCAGGUGAAAGGCAAAUUCAAACAUGGUGUCUUCGAAGGUGAGACAGGAAAUUUCAACCAUGAGAAGUUCCACACCUGGCUUUGUAUGGAGCUGUGGCAGCAAAGGUUGGACCAAUCUCCAGCAUUAAGCUGACAAUCCCGGCAUGCCCCUAUUGCUGUUUGGUGCUUAUUUUUCCCCAAAGGAGGGGUGCAUCCCAUUUCACGGGCACCAAGUGGUUCUGGGAAGUUGCGAAGAAACCACCAGGUUGGACAUGGUUCUCGUGAAAGCCUCGUUCGGGAUUGCUUCGUUCGAUCCCUCAGCCGGUGCAUCGUGGUUCGGUUCGUCUUCUCCGUGUCACGAGGAGUUCAUGGCCAUGAGCAUCGUGUUCACUGUGGCGAUGAAUGUCUACAUCGGCCUCUUGUCAGAGCUUUACGACAAGGCGGUCGAACGGAAGAAUGGGCUCUACAACCACUGGUUGGCUUCGACGGCCUAUCGCUUUUUAUGCCGCAGCGUGUGUUUAUGUCGCUUUGGUCGGUGUGUGCCCGAGGACAAAGGGCCUGGGCAGCACCAAUCUGGGCUCAUGUGGUUUGCAUAUGAAGAGGAUCAUUUGCUUGACGUGGCCACUUGAUUUCAACAUCAGGUGCCCCCUGA
Molecule: messenger RNA, 1699 nt
Organism: Durusdinium trenchii
Lineage: Eukaryota; Dinophyceae; Suessiales; Symbiodiniaceae
Source: the annotation of a GenBank genome assembly